AUGGCAGCAAGUACAGUGGAAACAACCGUUGUUCGAAGCUCAUUGCCAUCCACCGCGGACAGCAGUGCCAUCCAGGAUUCUGUAGGAACCAUGACUGAGGACUCGCUGCAGGCAGUCGAACAAACUGAACAGGUGGGCCUUUUUUAUGUGCUGUGGUAUUUGCGGAGCAAGCCAAGCGUUGGACUCGCUUGCUAUUCUCGCUUGCCAUUCCCUUCAUUAAACGUCUGUGCUGCUUGUCGAGAUACAGCAGUUGCGAUUGUUGCUUUGCUAAUAGAGAAUUGCAGUGGGACGGGAAACUGUGUUGUCACUGUGGUAUGGUUUGCCCAGUUGCUAUCUUCGCGGGCGCGCUCCGCAACAGAGGGCCUCAUUGCUGCGUUUGGGUAUCUUGGAGAAAUCCUUGGAGGGGUGUCUCACGAGGUUUUGAGAACUCAUCCGUUUUACCGUCAUGCCGGAAGGCAGCAAAACCUUAGCGGGCGAAGUUUUAGCGAAGAGAAGGCAGCAUCAUCGUAUGUUUGUCACGCAAGUGCAGUGCCGUUGCUUUCGGAGUGCAGGCGCUUGCUGAAGAAGCUGCGGCUGACCAAAGAAGAGCUUGAAAAGCUUUUGGACUACACGGAGCGCUUGUCCGGAUAUGCAUCCACCCACAUGCCGGCUCAUAAUCGACCUUCCACGACAUCAUAUGCUGUCGAAACUUUGGGAAGGGUGUUUCUGAUUCUCGAUACGCUAUACUGUGCAGCAGAAGUGCUUGGAGAUGCUUCCAAGAAGGAUUCGUGGUGGCCCUCGAUAGUGCAUCAUAUAGAAAAUGCAAGGUACCGCGGGGGGUCAAGUGAAACAGUGAUGAGGAGGCCGUGCUGGAGUUCUGCCAUCUUAAAUGCGCUGAACGUUGCGUUGGACUACUUCAGGAUUGGGCGAAGGCCCCCUUUGCAACUUGUGGUUGGCUUAAAAUUGGCAAUUUUUCUGUCACCCAGGUCGACAGUGUUCAAGAACGCCAAGUGGGACAAUUGGCGAAAAGACUCCAGUGAGUGGCACAAUUCCAUUAAGCCAAGUGGACAGGAGAGCGCGCCGUCAACAAAACAGUCAACAAGUCACCGGUUUUGA
Molecule: messenger RNA, 1095 nt
Organism: Eimeria mitis
Lineage: Eukaryota; Apicomplexa; Conoidasida; Eucoccidiorida; Eimeriidae
Exons: 1
Coding region: 1-1095 (364 amino acids)
Source: RefSeq, a predicted model, not a curated record